Triticum urartu is the source of this 600-nucleotide messenger RNA. NCBI's taxonomy places the organism in Eukaryota, Viridiplantae, Streptophyta, Magnoliopsida, Poales, Poaceae. The record is from RefSeq and is a predicted model, not a curated record.
AUGGCAGCCGCAGCACUGAGGGCGCAGCUCAACGCCCAUAUCGCCGGCAUGUACACCGAUGUGAGGCCCUUCCCCUCCCCUCUAGUCGUAUGGUUAUGGAUUUUGGCUGCCGCUGAGGUCGCCCGCUUCUUCAUCAACAAUGCCUACCAGAUCCUCGACGACAUCCGCGCCCUGAUGUCAGUUCCUCGCCCAUGCCCUCCCUCUGCUCUCGAUCUCAACGAGCAGCCCGCAGUGCACUUCGAUGAGGUGGAAGCCCUGGUGCAGCAGCUCAUGGAGUGCACUGUCAGUGUCGGUGCACAGCAAGUGAACCUCGCCUGCAGGCACUUCCACCAUUUCAAUGCCAGAAAAUGCGAACAUGGCGGUGGUGCGGCCCGGCAGCGGCGCGUACAUCCGAGCGCCAUCCAGCAGUUGAGCGCCGGUAGGAGUGUUCUCAAUGCUGAGUGCAAGUAUGUGGUCUCUGUCUACAACCGCGGCCUCGGUAACCACACUCUCGCCACCGCGUCAUCGUUCCUCUACGUGCUGCUCACCGACCGCGUCCUCCUCAUCGACCGGAGCAGCGGCAUGGGCGAGCUCUUCUGUGGUGUGAACGGCGGUCACUGA